AUGUCUAACCGCAGCGCAGCCAAGCGCCUAAUCAAGGAGCUCACGACCUGGAGCAACAUCGAGUCCAAAGAAGAGAAGGGCGUCGAGCGGUUAGGUCCCAUCAACGACGAUGAGUUGUUGGUUUGGGAGGCCGUGAUUAAUGGGAAGGGGGUAGGUGGUGGCUAUGAUGAAGGCCGCUGGCUCCUCCACAUAACCCUCCCACCGACCUACCCCCUCCACCCACCAACCAUCAAAUUCAUCACCCCCAUCGUGCACGCCAACGUAGCCCUUACCACGGGGGAGAUCUGUCUGGACUUGCUCAAAGAAGCAUGGACGCCCGCUUACAGCGUUUUGGAGUGCGUGAGAGCCAUCAGGCUGUUGUUGAGCUGUCCAGGCAUUGACAGUCCGCUUAAUGUGGAUGUUGCGGCGCUUAUAAGGCAAGGGGAUCAUGUGGCGGCGAGAGGGCUGGUGGAGUUGUGGGUUGAGGAAGAGAGGUAUGAGGGGUCUUGA
This is a messenger RNA of Neurospora hispaniola, 489 nucleotides long. RefSeq names its product ubiquitin-conjugating enzyme/RWD-like protein. The record is from RefSeq and is a predicted model, not a curated record. The coding region runs from base 1 to 489 and encodes 162 amino acids. Lineage: Eukaryota; Fungi; Ascomycota; Sordariomycetes; Sordariales; Sordariaceae. The transcript is spliced from 2 exons.